Messenger RNA from Hirsutella rhossiliensis, 1587 nucleotides. Its product is annotated as major facilitator superfamily domain-containing protein. Lineage: Eukaryota; Fungi; Ascomycota; Sordariomycetes; Hypocreales; Ophiocordycipitaceae. The coding region runs from base 1 to 1587 and encodes 528 amino acids. Gene Ontology annotation, molecular function: basic amino acid transmembrane transporter activity. Gene Ontology annotation, cellular component: fungal-type vacuole membrane. The record is from RefSeq and is a predicted model, not a curated record. Gene Ontology annotation, biological process: basic amino acid transport; transmembrane transport. The transcript has 6 exons.
AUGCGGGCGAGCAAGCUGGCUCUCGCGACCGAGGAGUCGCCCCUCCUGGGAAAUGCAAGCAAUGGCUCGUAUCAAGCAUCCUCUCGCUCUCCAGCCGAUGUCGAAGACGGUCGCAACAACGCGCUCAAAGGGACCGAUGAGCCCAAAGAUGGCGACCCGGUCAUGGCCAAGAAGAUGCACCUAAUACUUCCCGCUGUGGGUGUCGGGAUCUAUCUGGUCGCAAUUGAUCAGCUCCUAGCCGUUGCGACGGGCACGAAGAUUGGCAAUGAGCUCAACUCGCUCAACAACAUAAGCUGGAUCGCCACCUCCUACUUUCUCACCCUCACAAGCUGUCAGCCCUUGUACGGCAAGCUCAGUGACAUCUUCGGCCGGAAAGAGUGCCUGCUCUUUGCCUAUGCCGUCUUUGGCGUCGGCUGCUUGGGCUGCGGCCUCGCGCAAAACAUGCUCCAGCUGUGUGCCUUCCGCGCGCUCGCUGGGAUCGGCGGCGGUGGCAUGAACUCCGUCGUGGCUAUCCUCCUCUCUGACAUUGUGCCCCUGAGAGAUCGUGGCAUCUGGCAAGGCUACAUCAACAUCAUCUUUGCCGCCGGCACCUCGACUGGAGCUCCACUCGGCGGAAUUGCAGCCGACUAUCUCGGUUGGCGCUGGUCCUUUAUCUUGCAAACGCCGCUUUGCGUGGUUGCAUGGCUUGCCGUCUACUUCGUUCUCGACAUCCCGCCUACGUCGCACGACCAUUGGCUCGCCAAGCUGCGACGAAUCGAUUUCCUGGGGGCUUUCACCCUCGUCCUGGCCGUCGUCGCCCUUCUCGCCGGGCUAGAUUUCGGCUCUAAUUUCGGCUGGUCUCACCUCUUCACCAUCGUGUCUCUGUGCCUGACCUUGCCUCUGUCCGCCCUCUUCAUCUUUGUUGAAACCAGAGUCGCUACUAAUCCUUUCGCCCCGGGUCGCAUCAUCUUCGACCCCAACAUACUGGCAUGCUACCUCGCCAACUUUUUCGGGUCGGCCGGCUACUUCGGCAUCUUAUUCUUCCUGCCACUCUAUUUCCAGGCUGUGGAGGGCUUCAGCGCGACCAUGAGCGGCGUCCUGCUUGUGCCCGCCAUGAUUUUCAGCGUCGUCGCCUCACUUGGGGGCGGCGUGUUCCCCAUUAUUCUAUCGGUCUGGCAUAGGUUUACCCCGGGCGAGACGAUUGGGCUCAUAAUGACAGCCAUUGGUGGAGGUUCCGGUAUGACGACCACGCUAGUUGGCCUCCUCGCCCACGCACGCCCCAAAGACAGCGCCAUGGUCGUUGCCUGCUCGUACCUCUUCCGAUCUCUUGGGUCCAGCAUUGGCAUCAGUGUCAACUCUGCUGUGCUUCAGCAGACCCUUAGACUACAGCUGUUUGCGCGCUUGGAUAGCGGGACGGAGGCGCGUGAGAUCGAGGAGAGGGUUCGUCAGAGCCUCGACUGCAUCAAGGAGCUUCCUGGCCAAGUGGCCGAGCAGGUGAGGGCCAGUUACCAGGUAGCCACACUCGGCGCUUUGAUGCCAACUCUGUUCUUUGUUACAGUCAGCUUCAUAGUAACGUUUUGGGUGAAGGAAAAGGUCCUCAAAAGGUAG